Messenger RNA from Colletes gigas, 951 nucleotides. RefSeq names its product segmentation protein Runt-like. Bases 1 to 951 code for a protein of 316 amino acids. NCBI's taxonomy places the organism in Eukaryota, Metazoa, Arthropoda, Insecta, Hymenoptera, Colletidae. The record is from RefSeq and is a predicted model, not a curated record. Gene Ontology annotation, cellular component: nucleus. Gene Ontology annotation, molecular function: ATP binding; DNA-binding transcription factor activity, RNA polymerase II-specific; RNA polymerase II cis-regulatory region sequence-specific DNA binding. Gene Ontology annotation, biological process: regulation of DNA-templated transcription. The transcript has 4 exons.
AUGCAUCUGCCGGCAGGACCGAUGGGAAUGGACAGCUUCAACGCGAUACACGAGACGUUGCAGGCCUGUCACGGCGACCUCGUGAAGACCGGAAGUCCCGCCAUCCUGUGCAGCGCGUUGCCGUCACAUUGGCGGUCGAACAAGUCGCUACCGGUCGCGUUCAAGGUGGUAGCGCUCGACGACGUCACCGACGGUACCCUGGUCACCAUACGCGCCGGGAACGACGAGAACUGUUGCGGCGAGCUGAGGAAUUGCACGGCAGUCAUGAAGAACCAGGUCGCCAAGUUCAACGACCUCAGAUUCGUCGGUCGUAGCGGGAGAGGAAAGUCGUUCUCGCUGACCAUUCAGAUCAGCACGGUACCAUUCCAAGUCGCCACCUACACGAAGGCCAUCAAGGUCACGGUGGACGGACCGAGGGAACCUAGGUCCAAGUCGAACUAUCAGUACGGGCCUGGUUUCCCUGGACUGGGAUUACUCAACCCCUGGAUGGAUGUCGCGUAUCUGGGACACGCGUGGCACUUGUCCCACCCGGCUUUCAAAGGAACGAACCCGAUGCCACCGACGGAUCUGUUCUCGCCGACGUUCCCGCCGAUGGUUCUUCCCACGUACCCGUUCGCGAACGUGAAAUACCCGACAGAGUACACCACUCUGCCGCCGGAAGCCACCACCACCGCCACGACGCCGGCGGCCAUACCGAACAGCCCGUCCAGGACGCCACCGAGAAGUCCCAGCGACUCCGGCAGCGAGUCCGCCGCGGAGGAAGUUCGCAGCGCGUUCGUCCCUAUCAGAUUGAACACGCUUCCGCCCGCGUCGUCGGUGAUCGCCGCCACCGCGUCGACGCCCGAGAAAACCACCCCCAAGAAGACCACGGAGAGCCCGAGGAACAAGCUGAAGGCGCCCACGACCAUGAUCUCGCCGCAGCCGACGAAAAAAUUCUGGAGGCCUUACUAG